Molecule: messenger RNA, 936 nt
Organism: Mucor mucedo
Lineage: Eukaryota; Fungi; Mucoromycota; Mucoromycetes; Mucorales; Mucoraceae
Exons: 3
Coding region: 1-936 (311 amino acids)
Source: RefSeq, a predicted model, not a curated record
AUGUCUACUUCCAACAACAACACCGAAUCCCAUGCCGCUUCUACUGGUGCUCCUGCAGCUAUCACUUGGUACAAUGACCAUCAUCUUACCACAAUUGAGUUGAAUCCCGACGGACUUUGUUCGAUUGAUGUGUUGAUGAAUUGGCUUACAGCGCCUUCCAACUUCAGUGUAUGGAGAGGGGAAAGAGGCUCAAAGAUUACGAAGCCAACCUUGCUCACUUCCAUUUUGAAGGAAUUCAAAAACUUGGGUAUCACCACCCGUGAUACUGCCGCAAUUCGAUCCAAGAUCAACCGUAUCAUCAAGGCUUAUAGAGUAGCCGAGACGUGGAGAAAUCAAACAGGUCAAGGCCUCCUUAACAGUGCCUCAAACGAUACGGAGUCAGUUUGCAAGAAGAAAUACGAAGAGAUUGCGCCCUUCUUCUUCGAUACUGCUGCAAGUGAGGCUCGUCCGUUCAAUGAAGAUAAAAAUUAUGAAAAUGUUAAAAACAUUAUGUUCAACAAUAACACUAACGAUGAAGACGAGCUUGCGCCAAUUGAAAUGGUGAAUGAUAAUGAUGGAGAAGCUGCUGUUUCUGACUUGGUUGUACCAAGUGAUGGCUCCGUUGCCACCUCUGUUGACACCUCUGUUCCCCCCUCUAUUGGCACCUCUACCACGUCUGAUGGACCUACUGCCUCUGCUGAUCCUAACAAAAGGAAAAGAUCAGCUAGCAAUUCAAUUAUUGACGCUGUUCUUGAGUCAAGCGAUAUAGCUGAUGCUUUGUCUGAGAAGCGUCCAAGAACGCAUGAACGUAAAGUUGAUGUAAGAAUUGCGAAGGACCUGGCUGACCAACAAUGGCGCCAACAAAUACAGGCUGCAAUGGCAAAUCUUGGUCUUCUUAUUACUCAUAAGUUGAUAACGAAGGAGGAGUACUUCGCUGAAGUAAACAAAUUGGAUUAG